Molecule: messenger RNA, 4934 nt
Organism: Lethenteron reissneri (Far Eastern brook lamprey)
Lineage: Eukaryota; Metazoa; Chordata; Hyperoartia; Petromyzontiformes; Petromyzontidae
Product: trichohyalin-like
Source: RefSeq, a predicted model, not a curated record
CCCUACCAAGUUACCAUUGAGGGGUUUAUAUUAUAAAUAUUUACACCUACGUGGAAAGCUAUUCCAAACUAAAUAUAUAUCUGUUAUUACCGUGCUAAAUAAUUAAAAAUAUAUUACGUAAGUUAUAGAAAUAUACCUUGUUAAUUUACGGAAAUAAAAAAAAAAUUUGAACUAAAUUAUAGAAUCCCCCUAUGUCGAUAGUGGUUUGACCCAGCCUCUGCUCAGUGAAAACCGGUGGUUGUUCGAAUAGCUGUACUACUUGUUGCGUUAGUUGUUGUUUGGUUGUUGUUGUUGCUGUUGUGGUUGAUGUUGAUGUUGUAUAUGAGGCUGCUGUAGCGAUGCAGGAGCCGGGGCGUGAAGAGGAGGAUGAUGAAGAUGAAGAGGACAAGGAGGGGCAGGGGUGGCACCUGUACCGCCUUACCCUGCAGGAGCUGGAGAGGCUAAAACUGCAGCAGGCGAGCGACAUGCAGGAGGUGGAGCGAUAUGUUGACCACGUGCGCUCCCUGACAGAAGACCGGGAGAUGGGACUGGAGGCCGAGAAUGAAACUCUUAAGCAGGAACUGGAGGCCAUGCACGCACAGAUGGACACUGAACGCAAGGAGAUCGUGGAGAUGUUGAGAAGACAGGGCAUGGAAGAGAUUAUUGGGGCCUCUCCCAGUGAGCAGGUGGCCUUUCUUCUCGUCGAGAGAGCUUGUCUGCUGCGAUCGCCACCAAGCCCGCUUAAGUCCCAGCAUGAGGUGUUGGGUUGCUCCUGGAAGACGCCACCGCAGACCUCAGACAUCAUGACGCUCGGUGACAAAGUGGAAAAAUACAAAAACCUCUACCACAAGGCAGAGAAAUCUCGGCAGCUGCUGUCGGAUGAGAGGAGCGCGCUCACGCUGAGGCUGCAGCUACAGGAACAGGAGCUGGAGAUGCUCAACAGCAACAGCAGCAGCAACGGCAGCCACCCUCACAAACGCUGUCACGCGCAGAUCGAGGAGCUCCACCGGCAGAACGCGGAGCUGGCGCGGAAGCUACGCAGUGCCGAGGUGUCGCGCGAGGAGCUGGGCGAGCGCAACGAGGAGGUCGAGGCGCUGCUGGCUGAGCUGCAGGCGCGCGAGCGAGACGGGGAGAGGCAUGGCGAUGGGGAAGACAGCAACAGCACGAGCGAGGACAGUGACAGCUCCGUGGAAGAUGGGGACAGCCGCAGGGAGGGCGGCGCCCCCGUGGUGGCACGAGAGGCAAAGGAGGAGGUAGUCAACGUGGGAGAUGAGAGGGAGGCGGAGACGGAGGUGGAGGAGAAGUCGCAGCUGCUGCAGAAGGAGCUACUGGGCGCUUGCACACACCGUGUGCUCACACACCCGUCCGUGCUGGCCGAGCGCCUCUCGGUGGUGGAGGGUGAGAGGGACGCGCUCAACAUGACCGUGCGGCAGCUACAGAUGCAGAACACGCAGCUCCUGGACAAGGCGGCGGAGUGCGAGCGGCAGUGGGAGGAGCGGCUGCUACGAGGAGAGCAGGAGGCAGAGCGGCAGCACGGGCGCGUGGAGAGCCUACAGCGCCAGCUCGAGAGUCAGCACGAGGAGAUGCAUGGCACCACAGGGCACAAGCGCGCUGGAGAUGCAGAACAAGUGGCACAGGUGUCUGCCCUGGAGAAGGAGCUGAGUAAGCUGCGCUUGGAGCUGCAGGAGCACACGCUGCAGUGGCACCACCAGCAGCUGCAGCUGCAGGCGGAGCUGCAGCAGGGACACGCGCGUCGCACGAUGCUGAAGGAGAGGGUCAGGAAUCAGGAGGAGGAGCUGAAGGAGCUAAGGCUUCGUCUUGUGGAACGGGAGGACAGAUCAGCUGUGCAGCAGAAACCAAAUCGAGACAGCCCACCUGACCAAUCAAAACUGCAAGACGCACCUGAUCAGCUUCUCUCCCAGGGCCAGGAGGCUGGUUUACGCAUGGAGUUGGAGCGAGCCCUACAGAGAACAGACAAAUACAUGAGGCGAUACAACGCUGGCCGUGUUUGCUGGCACACCCGCCUGCGCUGCGCCCGGGACGCCUUCCUGGGAGAGCUGUCAGCGCGGGAUAAGGCUGUGGCCACCAUCUCGCAUGACCUGAAGCUGGCGCAGAGCUCAGCCAGCAAGGAACGCGCGUGGAGGGAGCGAGUGGUGCAGGAGCUCCACGUGUCUUUGGCGUCCGUACGUGACCUCACCCAAGAAGUCGCCGACCUAAAGUUCUCCUUGCGCGAGCAGACGAGGCUCACCCAGCACGCGCAGCACAGGCAACGGCACAACACACCGAUACACACACCUCUACUCUUAGCUUUCAUAGCGAGCACCUGUGAAAGCCGACACGGCACACGAGGGGGUGGGUGGCCAGCACCACGCCCAGCUGCCAUUGUCUCCCCAGUGCUGAUAUUUUACACACCGCACCAGGUACUCAGUUGAGGCUGAGUCGACCUAGGGGAGGCCCAGGACCAGUUCAGAUAAUAGUCACUGGUGUGGGACGUGAUCGGGAAUCAAACGCAGGUCGCCGGGUUCGUAAUACAGUGCAUUAACCACUACACUAUCAUUCCCCACUUACAUACACACCCAUACACCACCUCAUAUCUACACACAAAUUCAUUCAUACACUUACACACAAUCAUUCACCAGACACUCAUACACAAAGAUCCCCCGUGUAUAUACUUAACAUACUGUUCGGGCAAGUGCUGUUUGUGAGCACGAAAGACAAUCAUACACACACAUACACCCUAACAACAACAACCGCCAUUCGCCACUAAGUGGCAGUGACGUCACCACGACGCUUGUGCCACUCUAACAGGACCAUAUCCACAUACACCUACCUAUACAAAUGAAAAUGUAUCCACCAUUUAAAAGCUUUACAGUUACUCCCACAAACAUUCAAGCAUUAAUCUGCUCACUCACACACCACAAAGGUAUACACUCACAAAUCCAGACAUUUGCUAAUGUUUAUAUUCAAGUUGUUGCCGGGUAAUUGUGUUGUUUACAUGUGUGUGUGUUUCAAUUGCCUUGUGCACAGGGUUCAGCUUCUGGAAGAGGAAGGGGAACGAUUGAGGAAGCUUCUUCUCGCGGAGCCUAGAAUACACUAACACGUGGCACGCAGGCACACUCCGUCUCACUGACACACAAAGACAAAGAUCCCCUGUAUAGCCUUAACAGACUGUAGGGGCAAGUGCUGUUAGCGAGCACCUAUGAAGGCCAGAACAGUACACGAGGGGGUGGGUGGCUAGCACCACGCCCGACCGCCUUUGUCUCCCUAGUGGCAAUGUUUACACACUGCACUAGGUACUCAUUUGAGGCUGAGUCGACCUAGGGGAGGCCCGGGACCGGUUCAGAUAAUUGUCACUGAUGUUGGCAGUGCGCGGGAAUCGAACCCGUGUCGCCGGGUUCAUAGCGCAGCGCGCUAACCGCUACACUAUCGCUCCCCACCACUGACACACACACACUCACUCACACGCCAGCACACACAUACUCACACAAUUGUCUUUCACCACUAAGUGGUGGUGAUGUCACCAAGGCGUUUGCGCCUGGUUAGGUGCAAUAUGUGGUCACGUGAAGUGUGGAAGGCUAGCUGACAGGGGGUCAUGGGGAUAAUCCAGGUAUUAUGGGUUAACUAAUUGAGAUUACUGGCAGAUGCACCACCUGUGCUCUUCAUUGUGUCAGUGGAGAGAGCAGGUGGGGCAUUUGAUCUUUGGGCAAGUGGUUUUAUAAAGCACCUAAUAAGGCCGACACAGGGCACGAUGGGGUGGUGUGAUCAGCACCACACCCAUUUACCUUUAUCUUGCCAGUGCUCUCCUCCCCCCGGCCCAGCUUAAAUAUACGCUGCCAAGCUUGGCGGUGUUCAUUGGGACGCUGUCUUUCCGACAGCUCUGUUUCUUCACCUGAGGACGGCUGCUUGUGUUGUGGCCGAAACGUCGUGAGAAUUGUAUUUUAUUAUAUUUUAUUUUUAUUAUUUUUAUCAUUUCCCUUCUACGUGACUUUACCGAAAGAACCAAGAAGACUUGCCAGUGCUGUUGUUUAUACACCACACCAAGUACUCAUUUAGGGCUGAAUUUACCUUGGGAAGGCCCGGGACCAGUUCCUACACACAUGCACAAACUCUCACCCACAGAAUCCACACAAUCACAUGCAAAGACAAUCAUCGUACAGUUUAGGUUUAAGCUUUCGGAGUAAGUGCCUAUACCAAUGUCAGCAAGCACCUAUUAGGGAUAGCAUUGCAAACUAAAUGGUGGUCUUUGCGUCUCCUGCGUUCAUGUUAAUAGCCAUAUCUCCAUUGCAUGAUUUACUGAUUUUAGUCUGAUUUUAUCUAGAGGAGACAAGCCAGGUUCAGAAACCAUUUUCAACAUGCUGCUCUUGCCAGGAAUUAAACCUAGAUCAGUGAGAUUUGAGUGCAUUGCACAAACCACAAUUGCACCUCUCUCCACUCCAAAGAUCCCCCUUUAACAGACUUUUAGGGCAAGUGCUGUUCGCUAACACCUCUGGAGGCCGGCACGGUACACAUGGGGUUGGUGGUAAUCACCACGCCUGGCCGCUUUUGUCUUCCCAAUGGUGAUAUUUAUAACACCGCACCAGGUACUCAUUAUUUGAGGCUCAGUCGACUUAGGGGAGGCCCAGGACCGGUUCAGAUAAUCAUCACCAGUGUUGAGUGGGAAUCGGGCGCAGGUCGCCGGAUUCGUAGCGCAGCAUGCUAACCGCUAAGCCCCUUCUCCCCCACACAAGCAUAACCCGCUGUCUGCUGUGCGUACAGCUGCACUCCCUUGUCUGCUGUGUGCGCAGUCUAGUGUCUCCCUUCUGCGACUAAUUUAUCUGUGGUGCACGCCUCGCUCUUUUGCGUCAUUGCUGUGUUUGAGAAUCGUGCUUCAAGACAAUUAAUUAACCUCGUAUUCCAAGGCCUUUAAAGGAGACUCCACUGUCUAAACAUGUACCCACCCAGACACUUUUUUUUUU